AGGCUUCUCGGCACUUCUGAGUGCCGAGGCCACAUAAGGAUUUUUAGACCCUGAGAAAGUUUGGCUCUGCUGACACCAAAAGGCCCCUGAUAUGAUCUAGGGGUCCCAACUAUCUGGGGACUCUGGUGAGUUUGCCUCCUGCAGCUCCACCACCUCCACUUCCACCUCCACCUCCUGCUCCAGCUCCACCGAUGAGCUGCUGCAACGACGAGAUCACGAGGUUGCAUCGCUGCGAAGAGCACCAUGAUGGAGGCUGCCCAUGCUCUGGCGAGGGCUCGCAUUGCUCGAAUGCGGAUUGCCACAGCCGGAAAGAUAUCCUGACAGAAGAUGACAUUUACUGCUGUUCCCUUUCUAAGACACUGUGCCACACCUCCACGCCCGUCACAGUGGGCUUCUACUCCCCCUGUGGAAACCGCCUGCAUUCGCUGCUUGAUCAUAUCGGAAAAUGCAUGCACAAGGAAACUGUCCGGAGAGAAGAAAACGAGUACAGGAGGACACAUGAGAAGCCCCGGAUACCGGAAGGAUGGAACUACCUGACCCUCCUGUGGUACUUGGUGUUCUAUGAGCCAGUCAUCACAGAGGUUCAUCUCAGGAGGAAGAACAUUGACUUCAUGUUCAUAAGAUUCAGCGCCUGGGAAUACGCCGGCAGUGACAAGCUGUGGGCUGGUCUGGUAACCACCUUGUGCGACCGCAUCCGCCACCAGUUCGGGCCUCUGCCUCUGAGCUUCUACCACGUGGUGGGGAGCAGGCCACACUUUGCCUCCGGGUUCAGCCAGCAGGAGUGGAGGCUCAAAAAGAAAGCCUCGUUUGCAGCCGGAGGGUUCCUGACCAUCUUGCUAGCUGGCAUUGGCCUGGCCACAACCGCGUACCUUGUGCCAGGGCUGAGGGAUGGCACUGUCUUGAAGAUCCUCGCUGCCUCCUUGGCCAGUGUUACGGGUUCAGGGGCCGUGGUGGCCAUUGCUCCGGUGAUUAAGCACCUGAUCAUCAGCCAGAAGAAGAAGAUCGAGAGCAUGACCAGCAAUGAGAAAUUCACCAGCCAUCUGGGCUUCAUGAGCGCCGUGAAGAGAGAGAUUGCACUCCUCACCAACUUUGUGUAUUACAUGGAGAUCUUUGAGAGGCGGCGGCUGAGGAUUGUCUUUGAGGUCACCAACUUGGACAUGUGCUACCCAGAACGAGUCAUUGGGGUCCUGAACGCCAUCAACACUCUGCUUUCAGACACCAACGCCCCGUUCAUCUUCAUCCUGGUAGUGGACCCUUGUGUCAUUGUCUCUUGCUUGGAGGAAGCCAGCUGCAUGAAGGGCAUGGCCGACAACGGUUACCUCUACCUCAACCGCACGGUGACGCUGCCUUUCUCCAUCCCGGAAAUUGGCCAGAGGGCAAAGCUGCGGUUUCUGCACGAGGCCUUCCAGAGCCGGGAGGACUUGAUGUACAACAUCAUCACGAGAAACGUGGAGCAGGGGAUCAAAAGGGCCAAAGGGAAGGACAGGGCCUUGGGAGACAUGGAAGCAUCAGCAGAGAUGGACCAGCAACAGAUCGACGCUCAGGCCGUGCAGUACAUCCACGAAGCUUUCCACUGCUUGCACGAUGAAUUUGAUUCCCUUUACAGGUACAUCCCAGACAGUAUUGUCCAGAUGAAGAGGAUCGUCAACACCAUCCCAAUCACUAUCCGGCUUAUGACCCAGCAGCAUGUCUUGAGACAUGCCAUCUGCCCCCGGUCGGUGGCAGCCUGGGUAGUCAUGGCCAACCAAUGGCCUUGCCGCUUGAGCUGGAUACUGCAGUGCAUGGAGGACAGGCGGCAGUGCCACCCAGUGGACGAGGAUGGCGAGGAAACAAUGUGGCACGUCUUCGCGGUGAACUGCAAGGAGCUUUUCUCCCAUCAUAAGGAGCUUCACAACAUCAUGGCAUUGGACAAUGACCCCGAACGCUUUGAGAAUUUCUUGUGGCACGAUUUCCCUUUCACCGUGAAGGAAGGGGAGAAGUACGUGAGGUACACAGUCAACUUGGACCACUCCAUAAGGUAUCGGAUGGGGCAGCUGCGGUCCCUGGCUUCCCUGGAAAAGGACUACAGCAAAGAAUUGGCUUCUCUGGAAAAGGACAAAGAUAAAGAAGCAGCUUCCUUGGAAAAGGACGACGGCAGAGAAGCAGCCAAUUCAGGCAGGAUGGUGUAAAUCGGAGGGUUUCCAGGGGUCUGCUGGAAGGUUAUCGAACAUUUUGUAAUAAGGUAUGAUCAGUCAUGGUGGACAAGCUAUUUGAGAGACGAUUUUGCCUGUUGCCCAUUUAUCCCUUUGGUGUGGAUCAGUGAAUGAGUGUCGGCUGUGUUUCCAGGGUGGGGUUUCCCAAACUGUGAGCUUCACCCAGGUGGUUCCACGGUGUGUCCGUGGAUUCCUGGAUGAAGCCAGGAGAUGGCACAGCUGUCGCAUUUUUAACCGUACCUUUUAUUUACUCUUUUGUGUUUUAUUGCACUGCAAUUUGAAUUCUGUGAAAUGCGGCUGUGACACAAAAAAAUACAAUGUGUAAGAAAUUAAAGGAAGCAAUAAAAAUACAAUUAGAAAACAUACUGGACCACAGCUGCUGCAACGGCAGAAAAACCAGUCAGUGCCCUCCCCCCCCAGCAAUUUGUUGACUUCAAUGCAGGGUGAUGGGGGAGGCUGAAGAGGCCUAGCUGGUGCUCGUGUGAACAGCAUAAACAUCCCAGAAUCCUCCGGGAAAGCCACUGGGUAUUGUGGCAGACAAGUUUACGGUGGGAAGUGUUUCUUGAUGCCUGGGAAGUUUCAAAAGCCAAUUUACCCUCAGCUGAGGGACACAUAGCAAUCUGCAGCGGGAGAACGGGAUUAGGAGAGACUUUGCGUGUUCCCAAACAUGAUGCUAAAUGGGCUGCAUUUGAACUUCCUUCUGUUCUUUUUGCAAAACUUAAUGGAAGCUGUGAAUACAGGAACGAAAGUGAAGAGGAGGGAAAUGAGUGCUGCUGUAGCCAAUGAAGGAUUUGGAUUUGUGCAACAAGCUGAUUGAAUUAUUUAAGGUGUUUAGAGAAGUUUAUGUGUGGAGGGGGGAGAAUAUGGAUGCUAAGUGACAUCUACAGCAGGGUUGUGUGUAUCGUGUAUCUCAUAAAUGGAGAAACAGCAGCUUUGUCUGGCAUUGGCUCCAACUCUCUCUCUCCCCCCCCCCCCCCGUUUUUGGGCUCUCUGCUUUCUGCCAUAUCAGUCCCUUUGGACACUGCUUGCAGGUAGGAAGGGUCAAACCAGUCUUAUUUCUUGUCCAUGCCACUUUUGCACUGAUUCUGUGAUGACUCUGCAUUAUUCUUUAAAUAAAAAAAUAAACCUGUGCAAGAAUUUGCAUUUAAA
Zootoca vivipara (common lizard) is the source of this 3341-nucleotide messenger RNA. The record is from RefSeq and is a predicted model, not a curated record. NCBI's taxonomy places the organism in Eukaryota, Metazoa, Chordata, Lepidosauria, Squamata, Lacertidae.